AUGAUACUCAAGCCACCGCUCAACAUCACUCAAACAAUCAAGGUAUUCUGCUUGUUUCAUCUUUCGUUCCAAACAACAUGCAAAGCGUUUCAUGUCGGUGAAGCUGCUGGCCCAAUGAAGCUCUCCAAGCGGGGGCAUUGCCACUCCCUGAAUCUUUCAGCAGCCGGCUUCACAAUCCUUGACAGUGAUUAUGGUUAUGGCAACGAUGAUUCUUAUGAUGAUGAAUAUGCGAUAGGAUCAUCCAGCACGAGCAACAAUCCAGCAUGGGAGAUUCAGUUUCAGAAUCUAAAGCGCUUCCACCAAGAGCACGGCCAUGUAAAUGUUCCACAACACCCAUCAGAAGAGAUUCAACAAAAGUAUCCCAAAUUGGCAAGCUUUUGCAAAAAUCAGAGGAGUCUCUACAAUAAGCAUCAUAACGGCGACAGUUUCGCAACCACGCCAUUGCCACCGAUAUUCCAAAGUCGCAAGGAACGACUUCAAUCCCUUGGAUUCGACUUUGAUAUUCGACAAUCUGUGUGGGAUUCCAAAUAUGACGAAAUGUAUGCUUUUUGGAAAAAGCACGGCCAUUUCAAGGUGAAAAAGUUGGAACAUCCUGAUUUAUACAGUUGGAUGUAUUAUCAACGACAAAGAUACAAAUAUUCCGACAAGAACUACAAACCAUUGACGGAUGAACAAAUCGCGCGCUUGGAAAAUAUCAACUUUUGUUGGAAUCCCAAAGAAGAAGAAUGGUGGAACAACUUUCAUGCUUUGAAGCGUCAUCAAGAGCAACACGGAAAUUUGGUAAUAUCGGAUUCCAAACUUCGUCCCUGGAAGAACUCGUUGCGCCGAACCUGCCGGGAAUACGUAAUGGCUGUCACUGUUGAUGGAACUACGAAGGAUGUACAUGUUUCGGGAUUGAAUGCACGACGCUUGGAGGCCUUGAGAGAGAUUCGGUUCUGUUGGUUGCCAAAACAUCACGGGGUCUUGAGAGAAGUCCCGCCAGAUGAUAUUUUUGAUGGAUAUCAGUAG
Cylindrotheca closterium is the source of this 1008-nucleotide messenger RNA. The record is from the annotation of a GenBank genome assembly. NCBI's taxonomy places the organism in Eukaryota, Bacillariophyta, Bacillariophyceae, Bacillariales, Bacillariaceae.